UUUUAAGCUAGCGCGGAAACGCGGUGACGUAGUGGUCACGUGACAGUUUCCCUUCCGAAGCAGUAAAUAUCAGGCGAGCUAGCAUACACGGGUUUAUCCCUACGACUCUCUGCUGCAGGCAGACCGGACAUGUUCAGCUAACCGUGGCCGGUCAGCAGCCCCCGGCGUCCGUGGCAGGUCUCGCAGCGCGUUUUUGUCCGAGACAUGAGUCGACGACACCGGCCGUGACUUUUAUCAGAGGCUCGUCCACUCCCCAUCAAAUCUCAGCUAGCUUCGCGGGGGCUAGCCCCUCAAGCUAGCCAGGCUGAGUAAACGUCAAGAGCAGGUUUUUACGCCGCUGGUGACUAUGCAAGGGGAAACGGCGGCGAUACGAAUCACGGAAAGCGAGGGGAAGCUGGAUGUGUUCCCUCAGAAUAGAACCCCGAGCUCGGGGAGAGCAAGUGCCAAAAGUUGGCAGUACAGCGAUCACAUGGAGAAUAUUGACGGCUACUUGAUGAAAUACACCAACCUGGUGACGGGGUGGCAGUAUAGGUUCUUCGUCUUAAACAACGAGGCGGGGACGCUGGAGUAUUUUGUCAACGAGCAGUCGCGUCCCCAGAAGCCCCGGGGCAUGCUGCCCCUGGCCGGGGCCGUCAUCUCCCCCAGCGACGAGGACUCGCAUACCUUCACAGUGAACGCCAUCAGCGGGGAGCAGUACAAGCUCCGGGCCACCGACGCCAAAGAGAGGCAGCACUGGGUGAGCAGGCUGCAGAUAUGCACGCAACACCACACAGAGGCCAUGGGGAAGAGUAAUCCCCCACCCAAGUCCCGUAGCUACUCUAUGGCGUCUCAAGGCAGCGGCAGCUCGCCGAUGUCCGUGCGGCGCCCCAGCCAAAACCCCGCCGCCUUGUUCAACUGGCCGCAGGGCCACAAGGGCUCCUCGCUCUACUCCAGCAAGAGGUCUCUGCUGCCCGACCACCUGAUGGAUGCCAGAGAGAUGAUGAGCCAGGCCCAAGGUCAGCACAAAGACCUGAUCCAGAGCAUCGAAGGCCUUCCCGCAGCCCCCAGCCUUUCGCCUCUAGAUCAGGAUUUACUGAUGCUAAAGGCCACCUCCAUGGCCACCAUGAACUGCCUCAACGAGUGCCUGCACAUCUUGCACCUGCAGCAGGUGGCCAGACAAAGGAGCUCCCUUGGAGGACCCACCAUCGAGUGGCUGGAGCCCAAAGUGCCCGACCUCCUGAAGAACGGCAGCAGCUCUCUGGGCAGCUUCGCGGCGGGGGAGGGCCCGCUGGACGGGGGCCGGCUGGAGCUCAGCAGUCCCGAGUCCUGCAGCUUCUCCGGGGAACAGGAGGACAUAGACGGCGAGGAUGAGGAGGAGGACGCCUUCUCCGACAAGGAGGAAGACCUGGGAGCUGUGGAGGAGGAGCGCAGUGUCAUCCUACACCUGUUGUCGCAGCUGAAGCUGGGCAUGGACCUCACACGGGUGGUCCUUCCCACCUUCAUCUUGGAAAAGCGCUCCCUGCUGGAGAUGUACGCCGACUUCAUAUCCCACCCGGACCUCUUUGUGGCCAUAACCGACGGCGGCAGCCCGGAGGAGCGCAUGGUCCGCUUCGUGGAGUACUACCUCACCUCCUUCCACGAGGGCCGCAAGGGCGCCAUCGCCAAGAAGCCCUACAACCCCAUCAUCGGCGAGACCUUCCACUGCUCCUGGAAGGUGCCCCGGAGAGCCGAGGGCGGCGGGGAGGCGUCGCCGGGGAGCCCCGAGCCCCCGGCGACGGAGGCGGCCGCCACUGGCCCGGAGCCCUACCAGGUGCGCUUCGUGGCCGAGCAGGUGUCCCACCACCCGCCCGUGUCCGGUUUCUACGCCGAGUGCCCGGAGAGGAAGAUGUGCGUGAACACACACGUGUGGACCAAGAGCAAGUUCAUGGGGAUGUCCAUCGGCGUCUCCAUGAUAGGAGAAGGUUGUUUGCAUCUGCUCGAGCACGACGAAGAGUACAGCUUCACGCUGCCCUGCGCCUACGCCCGCUCCAUCCUCACCGUACCCUGGGUGGAGCUGGGCGGUAAGGUCAACAUCAGCUGCGCCAAGUCGGGCUACUCGGCCGUCAUCACGUUCCAGACCAAGCCCUUUUACGGCGGCAAGCUGCACAAAGUCACGGCGGAGGUGAAGCAAAACUCCACAAACGCGGUGGUGUGCCGCGUGCAGGGCGAGUGGAACGGCGCGCUGGAGUUCAGCUACACCAGCGGAGAGACCCGGGUGGUGGACGUCACCAAGCUGCCCGUCACCAGGAAGCUGGUCCGGCCCGUGGAGAAGCAAGGACCGACCGAGUCCAGACGCCUUUGGAAGCACGUGACCGAGGCCCUGCGGCAGAAAGACAUCGAAAAGGCCACCGAACACAAGAGGAUCCUGGAGGAGAGGCAGCGGACGGAGGAGAGGCACCGCGCCGAGACGGAAACCCCCUGGAGGACCAGAUACUUUGACAAAGAGGGUGAAGGCUGGAUUUAUCACAAACCGCUAUGGAAAAACUCCACCCUCAAGACCUAG
Molecule: messenger RNA, 2521 nt
Organism: Menidia menidia (Atlantic silverside)
Lineage: Eukaryota; Metazoa; Chordata; Actinopteri; Atheriniformes; Atherinopsidae
Source: the annotation of a GenBank genome assembly